ACAAUAAACCACCACAACUAAUCUCACCAAUCUAUACCAUUUUGUCAAACAUAACAUCUCAUUUUCCUUUUUGAACUUACCUUCCAACACUUUCAUUCCACCAAGAGUCACAUGUAAUAAUACUAUAACUCUGUUUCCAAAUACAAAUCCUAUUCCACCCUUUUUCCUCAUUCAUCUCUUCAUCACCAUUAAUCAACAAAAAUGAAUCUUGGAGAGCAUAUUGCUUAUGACACAAUCAUGGUUAUUCUAUCAAUAUCUCUGAUAAUUCUUGGUAUUAUCCUCUAUUUGGCUUGCAAGAAGAAACCGGUUGAAUCAGUAGAAACACUUCCGGUGAAACACAGUGCUCAUGCAUACCCUUUAACAGAAAUUGAUGUUGCUACAAAUGGCUUCAACAAUAGGAGAAUCAUUGGAAAGGGCCGUUUAGGAACAGUUUAUGCAGGAAAACUAGAAAAUGAAGAGGUUGUAGCUGUGAAACGCAUUCACCCGGUUCUUGUGUUAAGCAACGCGGGAUUUGGAUUCUCAUCAGUUAUGAAAUGGCUCUCUUUAGCUCAACACCCUAACGUCAUUCCCAUAAUUGGAUUCUCAGAAGCUCCAGGUGAAAGACUUAUAGUGAUGGAGUUUGUUCGAAUGGCGAAUUUGGAAUUUUACUUGCAUGAAAAUCAUGAUGGUGGUUCUUCUUCACUUUUGGAUUGGAACAAGAGAUUUAAGAUUGCAGCUGGAGUAGCUAAAGGGCUACAAUAUCUACAUGAAGUGGUAGCACCAAAUAUUGUACAUGGUUGUGUUAAGUCAUCUAAUGUUCUUAUUGAUGUUAAUUUUUGUGCUAAGAUAUCUGAUUAUGGACUUAAUUUUUUGGGGGGUGUAGAAAAGAGAGGGUUAAUUGGUUAUGUUGAUGAUGAAUAUUGGAAUGAAGGAUUAAGGGGUGGUAGUGUUUGUAAGGAAAGUGACGUUUAUGGUUUAGGGGUUGUUUUGUUAGAGCUUUUAAGUGGAAGAAGAUGUGAGGGUGGAUUAUUAGUGAAAUGGGCUUUGCCUUUGAUUAAGGAUAUGAGAUUUAGUGAAGUUUUGGAUCCUAAAUUGAUUAUUCCUUCUAAUAUGAAGGCUAUUGUUAGAUUAGCAAAAGUUGCUUCAGCUUGUGUUGGUAAUUCAAGAAAAUGUAGGCCUUGUGUGAAUCAUGUGGCAAACAUUUUGAAUGAUUUAGAGACAGAAGUGUGCCUCUUAUCAAGUUGAUAUUUGAGCAAAAAAUGGCCUUCAAUUUUGUACAAAAACUUCUACCUCUAGGUCAAUCUCAAUUGUUGUUAGAGUUUCAAACAAUCUAAGGUGGAUUACAUAUUAAAAAGGUCCACUUAGAAGAAUUUGUCUAUACUUUAUAUUAUACUUUUUAUAAUUAAGUGAGAGACUUAUGUUUUUUUUUAAUAAAGUGAGAAUUUGUCUA
Trifolium pratense (red clover) is the source of this 1429-nucleotide messenger RNA. Its product is annotated as serine/threonine-protein kinase-like protein ACR4. Gene Ontology annotation, cellular component: plasma membrane. The record is from RefSeq and is a predicted model, not a curated record. Gene Ontology annotation, molecular function: protein kinase activity; ATP binding. The coding region runs from base 202 to 1224 and encodes 340 amino acids. The transcript is spliced from 2 exons. Gene Ontology annotation, biological process: protein phosphorylation. Lineage: Eukaryota; Viridiplantae; Streptophyta; Magnoliopsida; Fabales; Fabaceae.